ACAAAAAAGAAAUGAUGAAUCAAAAAACAAUAAUUUCCAUGACCAUUUUGCCCCUAGUUAUUAUCCUUGUGAUUAGUAACACAGCCAAUGCUCAACUUAGAACUAAUUUCUACAGCGCAACAUGCCCUAAUGUUGAGGCCCUCGUUCGUGCCGCGGUUCAAACCAAAUUCCGCCAGACUUUUGUCACCGCUCCGGCCACCCUCCGCCUCUUCUUCCACGACUGCUUCGUUCGGGGAUGUGACGCAUCGAUUAUGAUAGCAUCGCCGAACGGAAACGCGGAGAAGGACCAUCCAGAUAACCUAUCUCUAGCAGGAGACGGUUUCGACACGGUUAUUAAGGCAAAAGCUGCCGUUGACCGAAAUUCCCAAUGCAGAAACAAAGUUUCGUGUGCUGAUAUAUUAGCAUUAGCCACAAGAGAUGUUGUCGUCUUGGCUGGAGGGGCGUCGUACCCGGUGGAAUUGGGAAGAAGAGACGGGAGAAUAUCGACUAGUGCAAGCGUACAAGGCCGUCUUCCGGGACCGGGAUUUAGCUUGAACCAACUCAAUACCAUGUUUGCAAGUCAUGGCCUAGACCAAACUGAUUUAAUUGCAUUAUCAGGUGCACACACGAUCGGAUUCUCCCACUGCAACCGUUUCUCCAACCGUAUCUACAACUUCAGCCCAUCGAGACGGGUUGACCCGUCACUGAACCCGCAAUAUGCAACCCAGCUUCGGCAAAUGUGCCCGAUCAAUGUUGACCCUAGAAUCGCGAUCAACAUGGACCCCACAUCCGCAAACACAUUCGACAACGCCUACUUCCGUAACCUACAAGGAGGAAGAGGGCUAUUCACCUCCGAUCAAGUCCUCUUCACCGAUACUCGAUCGAGAGCCACCGUUAAUCAAUUUGCAUCGAACAAUGCCGCUUUUGGCAGAGCAUUUGGCCUGGCCAUGACUAAGCUUGGUAGAGUUGGGGUGCUCACUGGUAACCAGGGUGAAAUCAGAAUUGAUUGCACUAGGCCAAAUUAAAUUAUGAGGAUCAAUAUAUAUUAAAUUAAUGUCGUUAUUUCUUGAUUUUUAUUUUAUUUUAUUAUUUUGUGAAGAUUGAUAACAACUAGAACUAGUGUUAGUUUCUUGUUGCCAUUUGUAUUGGAUGUGAUGAAAAAUAAGGAGUUUGAGUUGAGAAUAUUUCAAAUUCAUUAAUAAAUAA
This is a messenger RNA of Erythranthe guttata (spotted monkey flower), 1185 nucleotides long. RefSeq names its product peroxidase 45. The record is from RefSeq and is a predicted model, not a curated record. Lineage: Eukaryota; Viridiplantae; Streptophyta; Magnoliopsida; Lamiales; Phrymaceae. Gene Ontology annotation, biological process: response to oxidative stress; hydrogen peroxide catabolic process. Gene Ontology annotation, molecular function: peroxidase activity; heme binding.